AUGACGAGCGGAUUCAUUGUGAAUUUACCGUUGGAAAUCGCUAUCAAUAUCCUGUCACGGCUCCCUCCUAGAGCAGUUGUUUGUUGCAAGUGUGUUUGCAGAUCAUGGCUUAAGCUACUCGACACUCGCGAGUUUGUCAAGUUACAUCUUUCUAAAUCAGUCCCGGGGAUGGCUGUUGUUCGGUCUUGUGUGUUGACUAACUCGUACGAAAUCUUUGAAUUUGAAGACAAGCUUGAUCUUGAACACCAUCAUCUCCGCUACAGCUCGGUCACCAAGUUUGUUUUCCCUCACGCUUCACGGAUACAUGAUAGGUACUCAGCCGGUUCAGCUAAUGGGUUGCUUUUCCUGACCGGCGACCAACCUUGUCAUCUUUAUGUAUGCAACCCUAUAACACGGCGCUGUAUCAAGCUUCGUCCGUAUCUAGACUCUCUCCACUCGUCAUCUGAUGAAGUCGCGUAUGGAUUUGGAGUGACCAAAACAACUGGACAAUAUAAGGUGGUUAGGAUUGUCUAUGACUAUGAUUUCGGAACAGAGGAUUCGCCUAAUAUUAGGCUUACCAAAUCUCAUUGUGAGGUGUACACUCUUGGAACUCGUACAUGGAGAAGCGUCAUACCCGCUGCCCUGGUUUGUAUGCCUAAAUGUUCUAAUAUGCUCGAGUAUCCCAAUGUAAUUAUGAAGCCUUGUUUACUAUUACGACACAAAGACUGUCUUCAAGAAACGAUGUCGUUGCAACAAGAUGGGAGUUCAUAUUUAUUUUGCCCAUUUGAUUCCAACGACAUCAUUUCAUACACUUUGGAUGCCAUGUCCGGGCUGACAAUUGUAUUUCUAGUGCAGGAAAUUGGUCUAGGAAUAAUUGAAGCUAAAGCAUCUGUGAUUUAUGGAUACAAGAGCCAUGGAGCAUCUGCUCAAGUUUGA
This is a messenger RNA of Salvia hispanica, 915 nucleotides long. NCBI's taxonomy places the organism in Eukaryota, Viridiplantae, Streptophyta, Magnoliopsida, Lamiales, Lamiaceae. The record is from RefSeq and is a predicted model, not a curated record.